CGCAACAAGGAACAACUGAAAGGAGCAAUGACGAAACUACACCUAGCAAAGACACUCCUAGCAAAGACACUGACAACGAUAAAAGUGGUAACGUUUUUUACAGCCAGAUCAAGCGUACUUGGCAGACGAUGCGCAAGGCCGCUGACGAGCUAAUGCCUUCGUGGAGCGAUCCGACGUUAAUGGCGAAGGACCUGGAGGAUCCCACUAUUCGACGAUAUUUCGAUUACAUCGUUGAAAUUCGCAACGCCCUGACGAACUCUCUGCAUCAAAUCGCGCCUGCGUUAGAUUUGCACGGUUUACUCGGAGUCAGCCCUACUGUGGAGAGCUUUCGAGACGUCUUUGGUCUCGUCACAGAUGCUUAAGGCUAAUACUCUUACUGUAUCUAAAGAUCUAAACUGAGGACCUAAUCAAACCUCUACCGAUUACUUGUGAUUUCUGAGGUAAUUAAUUGCUGAUCCUGAUUUGGAUAAUGCGACGUUUCCGUGGGAUGUUCUAGAAGUUAAUAAAGUAACUGGUCAUGUUGAACAUGAAAGAUAGCUGGCAGCGGUCUAAAAUGCAGCAUCGGUCACCACUGAAACACUUUUUCGUCGUCUACGCUUCAGACUUACCGGACACAUUGCCGCUGGCACGGAGACAGCCUUUUGGGGUUCCCAGUCGGAACACUUCAAACAGGCUUGGCGAUCUUUUAUCACGGGCACGCAGGAGGACUGGGAUACUCUUGUCUGGAAAGGAACGUUAAGGCCUGUAGAAGUUCUUGUUGAGAAAAUUUUCUUUAUCCAUCGUUCAUCAUUCUUAAAUAAUUCUAGUCAGCUGUGCUCCUCAUUAUUCUCAAGCUCGAUUCUCAUGAUGAGGCCUGUUCUUGAAAAGCCUGUUCUUCGAUAUCAAUCUUCAUCCUCUCGGUGCCAUUUUUUUUGAAGAAAAAACAAAGAAGAAACAAGCACCGGCGAGAAUGAACAAGAUACUCCUGCUCACUAAGACUAUUUACAUGGACGAUCAUUCAAGGUAAUGCCAAUAAGAAGACGUCUUGUAAAAAAAUGUAGUCUGCGCCAGCAAAUUGAUUCAUCUAACAAAGUGGCGUGAUCCGACGAAUCGCAUGAUUCACAGCCUCAUGAAGAUGUUUGCAUGGUAUAUUUCGGACGCUCAGAGAGAUCCCACGCGUGUGUUUGGAACUGAUUUUUUCACGAAUUUCGAGCUUCCGAUUGCGCGGGCUCUUGAAGAAGCGCAGCGCGAGCAACAGGGCAACAUGCCGAAGUUGAAAGAGAUAGAAAUACGACGAAGCGUCGUGCUAAAACAGCUCAAGAAAAUCUUCAGCUUUCAGAGUGCGAUCAAGCGAGAUCUUCUGAGGGCUGGCACGGAAUUGUUACCCGUGAAGGAGCAAUUUUCCGACGACGCAGCAACGACGUUUCCAGUCCUAGACCGAAUUUUUGGCGCUCAUGAUGUGGCGGACGAAAACGGGCUUCUUUUCUACACUGAGAGUGUUUUGUUUCGGAACCGAUGGCUCGAGAUCGCAGAGGCCGCUUCCGAUGUGUUCCUUCGGGCUGCUCCGUUUCGUCUAGAUUUCAACUUCGGCAAUGCGAUGCUCUCCCACGCGUGGAUGU
Messenger RNA from Amoebophrya sp. A25, 1598 nucleotides. The record is from the annotation of a GenBank genome assembly. NCBI's taxonomy places the organism in Eukaryota, Dinophyceae, Syndiniales, Amoebophryaceae.